AUGAUAGCUUGUUUGGAGACUAGAGUUAAAAAACACAGGUCACAGAACAUCCAGAGGAAGAUAGGUGUAGACUGGCAAUUCAAAGACAACUAUGAUUAUGCACCUAAUGGUAGAAUAUGGUUACUGUGGAAAGAAGAUAAUGUCCAUGUAACAGUUCUGGAAAGCACUGACCAACCGGUUCACUGUCUAGUGAAGGACAAAAAUUCAUCAUUCACCAGUUACAUAACAUUUAUAUAUAGCCUACACACUGUUCAACACAGAAUUCCACUAUGGAGAAGCUUGAGGAACAUGCAAACUAAUGGACCUUGGCUCAUAAUAGGAGACUUCAACAGUGUGCUAAAUAUGGAUGAUAGGGUGAAUGGAAUUCCAGUUCAUCAAGCAGAAAUGAUUGAUUUUCAAAACUGUCUUGAUGAUAUUGGAGUGGGGCAAAUCAGAAAAAGAGGUAGCAGAUUUUCAUGGAGCAAUAAAAGGGAUGCUGAAGUCAGAAUAUAUAGCCACAUAGAUUGGGCUUUUGGGAAUGCUGAUUGGUUCAAUGCUUAUAAUGGGGUAGAGGCAAUACACAUGCUCCCAGGAUGCUCAGAUCAUACCCCUAUCAUGAUAAAUACUGAGGUGAUCAAGAUUAAAGUGAAAAGGCCUUAUAGGUUGCUAACAUCAGUGAUGCGACAAAGAGAGUACAAGGAAGCUGUCCAGAACAUUUGGAGUCAAAAGAUUCAAGGUUAUGCAAUGUAUUCUAUAUGGAGAAAGCUAAAGCUUAUUGAGCAACAAACAAGGGAUAUUCAACAGGAACAUUCCUCAGUUGAUCAUAAGCUGAUACAAUUUAGAAAAACAUUGAAGGAGAUACAAGAGAAAAACAAUGAUGACUACUUCAAUAAGCAGCUGAUAGAAGAAGAAAGAAUGACCGUAGAAAGCAUAGAGAAAUGGGAAGCAAUUCAGGAGCAAAUUAUGAGGCAGAAGUCAAGAGCGACAUGGAUCCAGCUAGGAGAUUGCAACACCAAAUAUUUCCAUGCUUAUAUGAGGGCCAGACAAGCAAGAAAUAAGCAACUAUUGGGGACAGCAACAGAUGAACUACCAGGGAUUGAUGUCAACAUAGCAAGAAAUGGUCCUUGUCUAACACUGCAUCAGCAACAACAAUUGUUACAAGUAGUAACAACAGAGGAGAUCUGUCAGAUUGUGAAGAAUCUGCCUAAUGACAAGGCACCAGAUGAGGUAUCAGUGAAGUUAAUGAUGGGAGUUUUUGAUCACUUCUCCAAGGUCUCAGGUCUACAAGCAAACUUGGAAAAAAGAUCAUUAUAUAUAGCAGGUGUGCCUAUGGAAUUCAAAGACAAAAUGUUAGCAGAACUCCAGCUAUCAGCAGGCAGCAUCCCAUUCAAAUAUUUGGGAGUCCCUUUGUCCUCAAGGAAAAUUACUAUUCACCAGUGCAUGCCAUUAGUUGAGAAGAUUGUGGAGAGGAUAACAAGCUGGACAUCAAAGUUCUUGUCCUAUGCUGGAAGACUACAACUCAUUAAGAGUGUCCUGUUUGAAAUGCAGACAUACUGGGCUCAAGUAUUCCUUAUUCCAAAGAAAGUUAUUAAGCUUGUUAAUGGCAUAUGCAGGAACUAUUUGUGGACUGGUAGUCAUGAGAAUACUCACAGAGCUCCUAUAGCAUGGGAAAUAUUGGGUAAACCUAAAGCUGCUGGGGGGUCUAAAUAUUAUCAACUAUGA
Molecule: messenger RNA, 1701 nt
Organism: Nicotiana attenuata
Lineage: Eukaryota; Viridiplantae; Streptophyta; Magnoliopsida; Solanales; Solanaceae
Exons: 3
Coding region: 1-1701 (566 amino acids)
Source: RefSeq, a predicted model, not a curated record